Echinops telfairi (small Madagascar hedgehog) is the source of this 3456-nucleotide messenger RNA. RefSeq names its product ubiquitin conjugating enzyme E2 D1 (gene UBE2D1). NCBI's taxonomy places the organism in Eukaryota, Metazoa, Chordata, Mammalia, Afrosoricida, Tenrecidae. The transcript has 5 exons. Gene Ontology annotation, cellular component: nucleus. Gene Ontology annotation, biological process: ubiquitin-dependent protein catabolic process; protein polyubiquitination. The record is from RefSeq and is a predicted model, not a curated record. Bases 2218 to 2610 code for a protein of 130 amino acids. Gene Ontology annotation, molecular function: ubiquitin conjugating enzyme activity.
UGCCAAUUCACCUUCAAUCAGAUGUUUGUGGCUAACAUUGAAUUUGCUUGUACUCUUAAACCUCAGAAAGCAAAAUAUGAUCAAGGAUUCAUGAUGUUCAUGUUCUCCUUUGCCUGAUCCUUAAUCGUUCUACAUGGCAAUGGGUCACCCACGACUUGUAGCCACAUGUGAUUUCUUUAUCUUUAAAAAAGUAACACACGCACACAACGUCAUUGGCUCAGAACUAAGCAUAAUCAUUCACAUAUUGAUAGUUUUACUAGAUCAUAAAUAAGUCUAAGUCUAAUUAAUGCACCACUUUGCAAUGAUAGGUUUCAUCACUGUUCCUAUUUAUGAGAGAAAACUGAUAAAAUAUUGCCCUGACUCUGUCUUUGCCAACUCAUGAGUGUGUUGUUUUAAUAUGGUUGCAAUUUUCCUGAAUUCAAAAUUACCUGUUGUUUUAUGACUGACUUCUAUUAAUAUUUGUUAUCCUUGGUUAAAAUGUUUCUUUGUACACCUGAGAGGCAGUUAGGACUUGAAACAAGCUUUUCUUGAGCAAAGUAACCUGGUCAUAUAGGAAUGGGCAUUGACCACUCACGACUAUAUUCUAGGAUAGAGUGUGGUUUAGUUUCCUAGGGCUGCUGUGGCAAAAUACCACAAGGGGGUCGUUUAAAGAAGAGAAAUGUAUUUUCUCAUAGUUCAGGAGAUUAGAUGUCUGAAGGAUCUAGGGAGGGUCUCCAUCUAUUUCAGCUUCUGGUGGCUGCUCACAAUCCUUGGCAUUCCUGGCCUAGCAAUUAUAGAUACAUCGACCUCCAUGGUCUGUCUGCCCCAUCUGUGUCUCUGUUUUUAUAUUACUUUUUUUUAUAAUGCAGAAAUGAUUAGGCUUAGACCCAUCCUGCUCUGGUAUGACUAUAUUAACAUAACAAAAGAAAACCCCCAUUUCUAAACAAGGUCAUGUGUGAUUUCAACAGAUAUUUGUGGGAGGGGUAGCAGGGACAAGGACGGGGUACAAUACAAUCCAUAGCAGAGCGCAUUAGUAGCAUAGAUCCACGAACUUCAUUCCUCCUCCCUAACAUAUGAAAGAACUUUUAGUAUAGUAAGCCACAGGAUUUAUAUUGCCAUGCCUUUAUCUUUUAAAAAAAAAUUCAGUGUAGGAUUCCUAGGUAAGUAUCAACAUAUUGUUUAGUUUUUUUUUAAGGGUAAAUGCAUGUAUUUAUCUAAAUAACUCAAUAAGAAUCUAAUCAUUUGUUUUUUAUUGUUUACUAACAAACUUCAAAAUGCUAUCCAUUUAAAAGCCCUCCCUUCACAUGUAAAUUGUAGCCUUUUAAAAGAUUUAUUUGUUAAAUCAUAUGUAGCGGAUAAUUCUGUUACACAUGCCUCCCCCCUUUAUUUUAAUAAUGUGAACAUGCCCCUCUAUAGUACUCUAUAGUAUCAUGUAAACAUCAAAGCACACUGAACUAUCAUUUCCAUUUGCUUGUUUUCUACCUUCCUUGUAAUUAAACAAUAUCAUAAGAAUAAUUAUCUAUCACAGCCCUCUAAUAGAUACAUGUAGAAAGUUAAGAAGGAAAUAAUAAUACUCCUGCUGCUGUACCAAGAUGUUAUAUAACAUAGUAUAUUUAGUUGAGUAUGAAAUGUAAUUUUAGAUGUAUUUUUGCUCCCUUUUUUCUAGUCUUUUGUUUCUUUUUUGGGGGGGGGGCGGGCUUGUCAUAAAUAUUUUCUGUUGGCCACAAAGCAAGAUGGCUAAUUUACAUUCCCUUUGCUUAGUUGAUUCCAAAUUUGAUACUUCAGUAAAGAUUGGAAUUUACUUAGCUUUAUUUUGGCCUUUUUUGUUCUUUAUUCAUUAUGGAUAUAAAUUAGCUCUACUAUUUUGAAUGAUACACCAACAUAGAAUUUGGAAUGAGACACUAAUCAACUGUAGCAUAUUUCCCAUUAAUAUCUUUUUUCCCCCCAUUAAGAUUUUAUACACUGUUUCCAAAUGAAGAUUUGAAGUCUAACUUGUAUAACAGUGUCCCUUAAUCGUUUCUCUUUGUAACUUUGUGUUUUUUGUUAAGGAAGAGGCAAAGUGCUACCCUUAAGCCUUUUUAAAAUGCUGAUUGCGACUGCAGAAAAUUAUCCUUUUCUUACAGCAGACUUGUAUGUGUUCUCAUCUUAGAAAGUCUGUAUUCAUAAACAGAUUUGUUUGGGCAUAUCACACCACUGUGUGUGUGUGUCCUGCUUUUUUGUUUGUUUGUUUUAUACUCUAUGAUGUCAACAUUAUUGGUUGGAAAAUCCUCCUUCACAUCUGCUGAGAGAGGGAAACCUGUUUUCAAGCCUGACAGCGCCUAUCAGGGUGGCGUCUUUUUUCUCACUGUACACUUUCCGACAGACUAUCCUUUUAAACCACCAAAGAUUGCUUUCACAACAAAAAUUUAUCAUCCAAACAUAAAUAGUAAUGGAAGUAUUUGUCUUGAUAUCCUGAGGUCACAGUGGUCACCAGCUCUGACUGUAUCAAAAGUUUUAUUGUCGAUAUGUUCUCUACUUUGUGAUCCUAAUCCAGAUGACCCUUUAGUACCAGAUAUCGCCCAAAUCUACAAAUCAGACAAGGAAAAAUACAACAGACACGCACGAGAGUGGACUCAGAAAUAUGCCAUGUAAAUGCGGAAAAAAUUUUUCAUAUAUACCAGAGUACUGUAAAAUCUAGGAUUGUUUUUCCCCCGUCAAUAUUAGCAGUAAAUUGAGCACUGUUUACUGUUUCAGUGUACCAUGAAACUCUUUGAUUUUUUACCCAUUUUAAAUGUGUUUCUGAAGCAAGACAAAAAACUUCCAAAAAUACUCAUAAGACUGUGAUGAGAGCAUUUAUUGUUUUGUAUGCCUUGAGAAAGACAUUUAUUAUGGUUUUUAAGAUACUUGGACAUCUGCAUCUUCAGCUUACAAGAUCUACAAUGCAGCUGAAAAGCAACCAAAUUAUUUUUUGCUGAAACUAGGUGUUUUUACAUGAGAAAUACUGUCUGUGCCGUCUAAGACGUCGUCAGUUUUAUAAAUGUCUUCAGAUUUCAUUCUUUGUUAGCUCACUUUAUAAUUUGUAUUUUUUUACUGUAUAGAUGAAAUAUAUUCUAUUUACCAUGUGCAUCAACUUAUGACUUUUUUCCUGUGAACAGUAUUGAAGAAACUCAACAGCUGAUAAUUAAAUGAAUUAACUGUCUGUCUCCCUUAUCUUAGGGUAUUCUGUAGAUUGAUGGAAGAUUUCUUAAAACCUGAAAUGAUCUUUACACUGUAAUUCUCAACAUACUGAUUAAUGGAGAAACACUUGUUUUGAUUUUGUUAUACUUGACUUAACUUUAUUGCAAUGUGAAUUAAUUGCACUGCUAUGUAGGAAGAUGUGUAACUUUUAUUUGUUGCUAUUCACAUUUGAGUUUUUUUCUGUAUAGGCAAUACUAUAUCGACACCUUUUACAGGUCUUACUGUAGCUUUUUCCAUAUAAAUAAAAUGCUUUUUCUACUA